This is a messenger RNA of Xenopus tropicalis (tropical clawed frog), 2572 nucleotides long. It is a transcript of the gene pcolce, whose product is annotated as procollagen C-endopeptidase enhancer. Gene Ontology annotation, cellular component: extracellular region. Bases 128 to 1540 code for a protein of 470 amino acids. The record is from RefSeq and is a predicted model, not a curated record. The transcript is spliced from 9 exons. NCBI's taxonomy places the organism in Eukaryota, Metazoa, Chordata, Amphibia, Anura, Pipidae.
UUGUCUCUCUCCUACUGGAGCUGUCACGCUGCUUCCCAUCCAGUGAUACUGUGGGCUCUGCCCCCCCCCUCGCACACUCACUCGCACACUCACUGCUACCGUUCCACGCAGACUUUCCCCCGGCACCAUGGCCCGAACUCUCCUCCUCUGUCUCUCAGUCCUACUGGGAUUCUGCCGAGCUCAGAACCAGAACUCAGACACCACCAACUACACCAGACCAGUGUUUCUGUGUGGCGGAGACAUCACAGGGGAUUCUGGGUUCAUCGCCAGUGAGGGAUUUCCAAACUAUUACCCCCCCAACAAGAGAUGUGUGUGGAAAAUCACGGUUCCAGAUGGGCACGUGGUGAUGCUCACAUUCCGUCUGCUCGACAUGGAGGCAGAUCCCAGCUGUCGCUAUGACUACCUAAACAUAUACAAUGGGCACAGCGAGACUGCCCAGAGGUUGGCACACGUCUGCGGAACCUUUCGCCCAGGAGCCCUACUCUCUACCGGGCCACAUAUGAUGUUAGAGAUGGUGACAGAUGAAGGCACAGGAGGCCGAGGAUUCAUCGCUUGGUACUCUGCUGGUUCCACCCAACCCUCGGAGAGUCAGCUCUGUGGCGGGAAGCUCGAGAAGCCCCAGGGAAGUAUAAACACCCCUAACUGGCCCGAUAAUAACUACCCAAGUGGCAUAAGCUGCUCCUGGCAUAUUGUGGCCCCAAAGGAAAAGGUCGUGGAAUUAUCAUUCGGGAAGUUCGAUGUGGAAGUGGACAGUUACUGCCGGUACGACUACCUGGCCGUGUUUAACGGGGGCAAAAGCGACGACACUCGGCUAGUUGGCAAAUUCUGUGGUGAUUCUCCACCAAAGACCGUUUACUCUGAUGGAAACGAAAUGCUGGUCCAGUUUGUGUCGGAUCUCAGUGUGACGGCGGAUGGAUUUGUGGCAAACUACAGGAUGAGGGAUGCCUCGGAGGUGCCAAAGGCCACGCCCACUUCCAAACCCAACUCCACCGGUGCUACAGACAAAACCAAGCUUAGUAAAAAACCCACAGCCAAACCAACAACCAAACCCGUCCUGAAAACCACAGCCAAGCCCACCAUGAAACCAAAGCCCACUAAAGCUGAGAAGCUUACAACCACUGCAGAACCUAAACUCAAAACCACCAAGAGCCCAGGUUCUUCGUCAGCUGUAAAGUGCCCUCAGAAGUGCAGGAAGACUGGAACCAUCCAUAAUCACUACUGCGCCAAUCAGUUUGUGGCGACGGGGACUGUGAGCUCUUUGGCACAGGGAGACUCUGAGAAGUCGCUCCUGGCGACGGUCACCAUCAUCAAAACCUACAAGGUGGAGGGACUGAGUAUCCAAGAGUCGGGAAAGAUCAUGAGCAUCAAGGUUAUCAACGAGUGUCCCAAGUGUCCAAUCCUGAAGAAAGGUUCCAGUUACCUGUUCAUGGGAGAGAUUGACGCCGAGGGGCGGGGCAGGAUCGUUCCUGCGAGUUUUGUCAUUGCCUACAAAGCUUCUCAACAUACAUUCCUCACAGCAGCCUCCAAGAAGCCCUGCUAACGAGCUCCCGCUGGGCGGAGCCAGUCCCGUCUCGGUUAAUUAUAACCUACAAGCACCUCGUGCUGUACGUACAUAUCCUCCUUGGCAAUAAGUUGCUAGAGUGCAACGCCAUUAUCCAACUUCACUCCCCCUAAUAUCGCUCAUUGCCAUUUUCUGUUCUACAACCCCCAUCCCAAGCAAUGUGUCACCCCAAAUCACCUCUGUCAUUCUCUUCUUUCCACUCUGCCCUAUGUCUUCUUUCCUUCCUUGGGCAUUGGCACCUCUUCAGUUCCAACUCCUGCUCCGCUUCUUCUUACCCCCGUCCUCCAAAAUCAUCAUCUUCUCCUUUCAUUCUGUUCCUUUUUCAUUCAUUCUCUCCUUUCUGCUCCGCUUCUUCUUACCCCUGUCCUCCAAAAUCCUCUUCUUCUUCUUUCAUUCUGUCCCUUUUUCAUUCAUUCUCUCCUUUCUGCUCCGCUUCUUCUUACCCCUGUCCUCCAAAAUCAUCAUCUUCUCCUUUCAUUCUGUUCCAUUUUCAUUCAUUCUCUCAUUUCUGCUCCGCUUCUUCUUAUCCCUGUCCUCCAAAAUCAUCAUCUUCUCCUUUCAUUCUGUUCCAUUUUCAUUCAUUCUCUCCUUUCUGCUCCGCUUCUUCUUAUCCCUGUCCUCCAAAAUCAUCAUCUUCUCCUUUCAUUCUGUUCCAUUUUCAUUCAUUCUCUCCUUUCUGCUCCGCUUCUUCUUACCCCUGUCCUCCAAAAUCAUCUUCUUCUUCUUUCAUUCUGUCCCUUUUUCAUUCAUUCUCUCCUUUCUGCUCCGCUUCUUCUUACCCCCGUUCUCCAAAAUCAUCAUCUUCUCCCUUCAUUCUGUCCCUUUUUCAUUCAUUCUCUCCUUUCUCUCUUUUCUUCUUACCCCCGUCCUUCAUAAUCUUUUUCCUCUCAUUUUAUUCUUUCUUCAUUCAUUUUCUCCUUCCUUUCCCUACAUCUCACCUUGCUUUUCUCCCUCAUCUCCAUGCCCUGCCAACCCUUCCACUGAUAAAACAAUAAAAAGCUUAGAGUUGUG